Molecule: messenger RNA, 924 nt
Organism: Clavispora lusitaniae ATCC 42720
Lineage: Eukaryota; Fungi; Ascomycota; Pichiomycetes; Serinales; Metschnikowiaceae
Source: RefSeq, a predicted model, not a curated record
AUGAUAUUUAUUCAAAGUCGGUGCUUCUGUUCUCAGCACCGAGUGGUUUUAUUUUUGCUUCUUUGGCCAAGUAAAUGGCGAUUGUCGAUGCUAUAUAUGACGCGAAACCGGCGACCGCGCAGUGUCCCUUGCUGUGAUGUUAAUACUCAAGUGCUCGAUCGGACUCCAUUCACCCCAUGCAAUAUGGUAAUUUUGACAGUGGCUGCAAACUUUUGGUGGCUGCAAAAUACAUCCAGCUUAGCGGCUAGGCGACCGGGACCGCGACCGUUCACGUUUGGGCGACGCGGACCGAGAAUACCGUCCGCGUGCGUAGUCGUCGCCCUCGUCGCGCUCAUGGCGGUCGCCUCUUUCAGGGCGGUCGCGUUCAGGGCGGUCGCCACGGUCGCCGCGCUCGCCCGCCCGGCUCUCGUAGUUGCGCUCUUCGCGCCGCCCGUGGUAGCGUUCGCGCCCAUCAAAUGGCUCGUCGCCAGGGCCACGGUAGUCGUCAUAGCCGCGGUAGCCAUACGCCUCGCGCCCGUAGCCAUAGUCACGGCCCCCGUAGCCGUAAUCACGGCCGCGGCCACCAUAGGCGCCGCCGUAGCCGCCGUAGCCGCCACGCUCAUAGCCAUAGCUUGGGUAGCCGUAGCCGCCACGGCCGCGUGGAGGAGGAGGGUACGGACCGCCGUAGCCGUAGCCGCCACGUGCACCAUAGCCGCCACGAGCGCCGUAGCCGCCACGAUAGCCCCUGAAUCCGCCCCUAGAAUAGCCGCCACGGCGCGCCGAGUAUGGGUCCGACCGGGCAAGCUGAACAACAAGGCCGUCUUUCAUGGCAUAGGGCAAGUGUUUCCCGUCGAGCUCCAAGGCCUUUUCACAGUCCUCGGGGCUCUUGUAUUCCACAAACGCGUAUUUUUCGCCGUCGUCGGUUCUGGGAGGAGGGAUGUCUAG